AUGUUUCGCACCGGUAUCCGCCGCUUCUCUUCCACCGCCCUUCGGGGAAGCGAGAGCUUGGUGGCUCAAGCCGAAGCUAAGAAUCAGUAUGGAAUCGGAGUCUCCAGGGCGCAAGGCGUCGUGAAGGGCCUGACCGGAGCAAUUGGAAACACCCCUCUCAUCCGUCUCAAUCGGCUCUCCGAAGAGACCGGCUGCAAUAUCCUUGGAAAGGCUGAAUUCCAAAACCCUGGCGGCAGCGUCAAGGACCGUGCUGCAUUAUUUGUCGUCAAGGAUGCCGAGGAACGGGGUUUGUUGCGCCCGGGCGGCACUGUCGUCGAAGGAACAGCUGGAAAUACUGGAAUUGGCCUCGCCCACGUUUGCCGCUCCAAAGGAUACAAGUUAGUCAUUUACAUGCCAAAUACCCAAUCGCAAGGCAAGAUCGAUCUCCUCAGACUGCUUGGCGCUGAGGUAUAUCCGGUUCCCGCUGUCGCAUUUGAGAACCCAGAAAAUUACAACCACCAAGCGAGAAGACAUGCCGAAUCGCUCGACAAUGCCGUCUGGACAAAUCAGUUCGAUAACACGGCCAACCGCCGAGCACACAUUGAAACCACAGGCCCCGAGAUCUGGGCACAAACGAAAGGCAAAGUUGACGCUUUCACGUGCGCCACCGGAACUGGCGGUACGCUCGCCGGUGUCACAAGAUAUCUCAAGGAAGUCAGCAACGGCCGGGUAAAAUGUUUCCUUGCCGACCCUCCGGGCUCUGUUCUCUACAAAUAUGUGUCCAGCGGUGGAAAACUCAUCGAGAGAGGAGGAAGCAGCAUCACUGAAGGCAUUGGCCAGGGCCGGGUGACAGAUAACCUCAAACCAGAUAUUGAGCUUAUGGAUGGGGCCUUACAAAUCGCCGACGAAAAAAGUAUCGAAAUGGUGUACCGUUGCCUUGAUGAAGAGGGACUUUACAUCGGUGCCAGCUCUGCCCUGAACGUUGUUGCGGCGAAAGAAGUUGCCGAGAAACUGGGCAAGGGCCAUACGAUCGUCACGAUGAUUUGCGAUGGUGCUUAUAGAUACGCCGAUCGAUUGUUUUCUGAUAAAUGGUUGAGAACCAAGAAUCUCAGAGAUGCGAUACCCAAACACCUAGAGAAAUAUAUUGUGUUGCCAUGAUUUACGACAUAUGCUCUGCCUUCUUUUGGUCGAUGGUCAACUCGAGCCAGCUCGAGCAUUCUCUACGUAUUUGUUCCUUUCGCGUCUGAUAAAGCGCUGGUGCUAGAUUUUGGCAGCCACUGGAAAUGAUUCAUGAGUAGGCUUCAUGAUCGUGCCGCUUUAUGUUAUAGUGUCAUUAGUGAAUGAAUGUACAUAGAUACAUAAAUAGCUUUAUAUACAUGGCAUCGUGACAUGAUUGUUGCGAAGAAUUCGGACAAUCUUUUCUAUG
This is a messenger RNA of Coccidioides posadasii C735 delta SOWgp, 1405 nucleotides long. It is a transcript of the gene CYS17, whose product is annotated as Cysteine synthase 1. Lineage: Eukaryota; Fungi; Ascomycota; Eurotiomycetes; Onygenales; Onygenaceae. The record is from RefSeq and is a predicted model, not a curated record. Gene Ontology annotation, cellular component: cytoplasm.